AUGCAGAACCUAAUCUUCGGUGGACCGACCCAACAGCUCGUCCCUCAGAACCCGCACGUCGCUGUCUUCCCAGCCUACUGCGUGAACGGGCCCACUACGCUCAUACUCAAAGAGAAGGCGUUCACAUUCAGCGGAGACGAUUUCCAGGUGAAGGACCAGAAUGGGAUCCCGGUCGUUGUCUGCUCAGGCAAAGCGUUCUCCUUCAGGGAUAGGAAAGUCAUCACUGACGUCCAAGGGCGGGAGCUCUGCCACUUGCGCUCGAGGAUGAUGUCCCUCCGCAAGACGUUUGUAGCUGAGGAUCCCCAAGGCAAGGAGUUGCUGGUAGUCACCAAGAAGCUCAGCUUCGGUACCAAGAUGGAAGCACAAUUUACAAACGUCAUCACCGGCCAACCCAUCACGAUCGCCAUGCGCGGAGACUUCUGGGGUGGGUCCUGCGAUAUCACCCUGGGCGAAGGAGGGCCGACUAUUGCGCAGAUCACGAGGCAGUUGGGGAAUAUGCGCGAGAUAUUUACAAACAACCAGACUUAUGCGGUGACGGUCGCGCCUGGGGUGGAUCUUGCGCUUAUAUCGGCGUUGUGUAUAUGUCUAGAUGAGGCGAAGAAUGAGAAGAACUAG
Molecule: messenger RNA, 615 nt
Organism: Dioszegia hungarica
Lineage: Eukaryota; Fungi; Basidiomycota; Tremellomycetes; Tremellales; Bulleribasidiaceae
Product: tubby C-terminal-like domain-containing protein
Exons: 5
Coding region: 1-615 (204 amino acids)
Source: RefSeq, a predicted model, not a curated record